AUGUUCCUAAUAGGCCUCUACGAUUCGCCCUCCAAAUCCGUCGUCGAUCUGUCGUCAGGGGUGUUUCUGGCGUUGCACAAACUUGUGUACAUGUCCAGAACCCUCUUUCCUCCACUCGGUUCCAUCAAGUUCCUCAACCUCAACAACCGGUUUUCCGGUCCCGUCAACUGUGCUGCCGACGACCUCGAACUAACCUUUGGUAAUGACCAGAUCGAGUUCACCUCCGCGGCGUUCCGAAGACCUUCGGGAGUUCCUGGCGCCGCGCAAUUACCGGUGAAAAACAGCCAUUCUUUCGAUGCCCUGCUCCAGCUCCACGACCAUUUUGGCUACUUGGGCAAACUGUGGCACCCCACCGUACCAAAUGGCGCAAACCCGAACGGCGCAAAUGCAAACGCAAACAGCGCCACCACGACCGGUGUUAACCACGCCUCGGUCGGCUUCGGCUUGAACCGGUUUGGCUACGAUGUCGAGACGUUUGACCCGCCUAUGGCCGGCUACUUUGACGACUUUGCUCCCCACCACUCGGAAACCGUUGACGACUCGGUGUACGGGUCGUCGGCCGAAAGCUAUGUGAGUCCACUUGACGACGAAUUUUUUCGCCGGGUAGGCUCAUCGCCCGAAUCCUACGAUAGUGUUACCGGGUCGUUUUCUGCCCCGGUGGACCGCAAGAGAAAGUACCAGGAACUGCCCCAGUCGUCGGUGCUGAUGUCGGUACCCUCGUUCGACGAGGUGGACGUUUUGUUCAACCAAAUUCUUGUUAAGAACCAACCGGAAAUGGCUUAUGUUCCGCAAAAAAUCAACCAACCAAACCACAGAACCCAAACAGAAGGCUCUGCCAAACGUACCAAGAAGGUCAAACACGAGGACCAAGCCAUGUACCAAUGUGAGCAUUGUGAUGCCUCAUUCAAGGUCAAAGGUUAUUUGACAAGACAUACAAAAAAGCAUAAUGUAGCCAAAGCAUUUGUAUGUCCCUUCUACCAAGACCACCCUGCCGACGACAGCGGAGUCAAAUGCCACCCGAACGGCGGAUUUUCCCGCAGAGACACUUUCAAGACCCAUCUUAAAGCCAUUCAUUUCAUCUAUCCUCCCGGAACAAAGUCGCUGGAACGACGCACACGUGGUGGUCGUUGUGCUGGAUGUUUCCAACAGUUUUCGGAUAAUAAGGAGUGGCUCAAGGACCAUGUUGAAGCAGGCAAGUGUAAGGCUGCCAUCAACCAGAUUGAAGUUACGGUGAAGAAAGAAUGGGUGGAUUAA
Molecule: messenger RNA, 1254 nt
Organism: Meyerozyma guilliermondii ATCC 6260
Lineage: Eukaryota; Fungi; Ascomycota; Pichiomycetes; Serinales; Debaryomycetaceae
Gene: STP1
Product: Stp1p
Exons: 1
Coding region: 1-1254 (417 amino acids)
Biological process (GO): regulation of transcription by RNA polymerase II
Cellular component (GO): nucleus
Molecular function (GO): DNA-binding transcription factor activity, RNA polymerase II-specific; RNA polymerase II cis-regulatory region sequence-specific DNA binding
Source: RefSeq, a predicted model, not a curated record